AUGAAUGGGCCUGAGACCCAGCAGAAAGCCCCGGUGACUGCCCCUCCUCCCCCGCCGCCUCCUCCGCCUCCCCCUGAACCGGCAGGGCCCCCGGAGCCAGAGGAGGAGAUCCUGGGCUCCGACGAUGAGGAGCAGGAGGACCCCGCAGACUACUGCAAAGGAGGGUACCAUCCGGUGAAGAUCGGGGAUUUGUUCAACGGGAGGUACCAUGUGAUCAGGAAGUUGGGGUGGGGCCACUUCUCCACCGUAUGGCUAUGCUGGGACAUACAAGUGAAGAACUUUGUGGCGAUGAAGGUGGUGAAGAGUGCCCAGCAUUACACAGAGACGGCCCUGGAUGAGAUCAAACUGCUGCGAUGUGUGCGAGAGAGCGAUCCGGGUGACCCCAACAAGGACAUGGUGGUUCAGCUGAUAGAUGACUUCAAGAUAUCUGGAGUCAACGGCAUACAUGUGUGUAUGGUGUUUGAGGUGCUAGGUCACCACCUGCUGAAGUGGAUUAUUAAAUCCAACUACCAAGGUCUGCCGCUGCCAUGUGUCAAGAGCAUUAUCAGACAGAAAGAAGAGGACACCGACGUCACCGUUUCAUUUAAGAUCCGACAUGACUUCCGGAACCUCGCAGCUCCUGUCAGGCCGAGCGAGGAGGCAGCUGACACCACCGCUGAGGCCAUUUGGCUCACGCACCAUGUAGAGCUGAGGCUGGGACCGCUUGCUCCCUGA
Messenger RNA from Micropterus dolomieu (smallmouth bass), 714 nucleotides. RefSeq names its product SRSF protein kinase 2-like. Gene Ontology annotation, biological process: spliceosomal complex assembly; protein phosphorylation; regulation of mRNA processing. Gene Ontology annotation, molecular function: protein kinase activity; ATP binding. The record is from RefSeq and is a predicted model, not a curated record. Bases 1 to 714 code for a protein of 237 amino acids. Lineage: Eukaryota; Metazoa; Chordata; Actinopteri; Centrarchiformes; Centrarchidae. The transcript has 7 exons.